Messenger RNA from Macroventuria anomochaeta, 545 nucleotides. RefSeq lists its product as uncharacterized. Lineage: Eukaryota; Fungi; Ascomycota; Dothideomycetes; Pleosporales; Didymellaceae. The transcript has a single exon. The record is from RefSeq and is a predicted model, not a curated record. The coding region runs from base 104 to 259 and encodes 51 amino acids.
UCCGGAAAUCGCUACUUGUGUCUGUGCGCGUGACGCCCGGAGUCGUGUAGCGCCCGAUCUCCAGAACCUCUGCCAAUCUUCAACGCGUAAUGACUCAACACCAAUGACUGCAAUUCGAGCUGCGAUUGCGCACAUGAAUGCACUGAAACUUAGAGAACAAUUUGUGUAUCGAAAAAUUGCUGAUCAAUGUGGUGUUGACCGGUCAACGUUGUCGCGAAGGCACAAGAUCUCCGGGCAACACAAACUCAACCCACAAUAAAAAGCUGAGCUCGUCAAGUAUAACAAAGGCGUACUGAGCGUUGCUUACGACCUAAAAGAGAGUCGAUACGAGAUUUCGCGUAAGCUGUUGCGCAAGAGACUCUCUCGGAAAGCUGGGUUACCCACUUUCUACACCGUUACCAGAACUGCCAGUACAACGUUGAGCCAGAGAAUCGGUACAAUACAAACAAGAAAAGCUUCAUGAUCGGCGUGACUAAUAGGUCAACAGAACGCGUUUUCAACAAGCGUCAGUAUGAGAGGAAGGAAGUCACGCAGUCACUAUAUGC